UUGCAGGGCAACCACCAUGCCCGAGCUACUCUUGUUUCCCAAGUCAAAUGGUCAGUAAUGGUCAGUACCACGUACUCACACUUUCAUCGGUUUUCACCACCGUGACCUUGGCUCAAUGACAAUGGGUAUAUUUUGAAAUUCUGACACACCAUCACUGGCGUCAGAAUCCUGCGUGGAAAACAGUACCAGUCCCUUUUCUCCCAACCCUCCACGACUUGCAAGACUGUUCCCUCCCUUCAACCCCAGGCGCUUUGCUCGCCUCGCCCGAACCAUUGCUUAGACUUCAUGGUCUCGAGGCUGAUUAGUGACCUCUCACGCUCCUCGCUCUCUGCCUCCUGUUUUCUUCUCUGGGAUAUUUGCAUUACCUUUGACAGGGAGGUAGAAUAUAUCUGGUCGAAACCUUCGAAUUCGUGGACAAAAUGGGCAUUCCUGUUUGUGAGAUAUUUUUCUCUCUUAACCCAAUUUUGCUUCAGAGCGAUCGAAUUUCAUAUAAUUUACGAUCCUUCCUUUACGAUAGCGCAUAAAUCAGCACUGCAAAUAUGGUUUGGGUUGCAAGUCGUUCCAGUAUUCCUGAUUAUGUUGGGAGCUGAGAUAGUCAUGAUGGCUCGCGUUUAUGCAUUGUAUAAUAAGCAUAGAUGGGUUGGCGUCGGGUUUCUCCUUAUUCUUUUCGCGGAAGUUACUGCUGUGGCUAUUGGACUUGGAUUGACGUUCCCCCGAAAUGACAUACACUCCUUUGAUCUCAUUACGCAUAGUUCGCAAUCUUUUGUUUACUUUAGCAUUGCAGCCCUGCUCUCCCAGGUUAUCAUUCUAAUUCUCUCCAUAAUACGAUAUGUUCGUGGGCGGUGGGGGAGGGCUCGUAUAAUCCAACUCAUGAUUCGUGAUGGAACGAUUGCCUUUUGUGUUUUAGUUGUGGAGACGGGAAGUCUGCUACUUUUCAUUUUGAAAGAUCUUCCUUAUUCCGCAACUGAUUCUGCGUGGAUGAUCUCGUGUAUCGCAUCGGUCGAAUGUCGCCUCAUACUCAACCUCGAGCAACAUUCUGAUAUCACAAGUCAAUGUUCCACCUCUACAUAUUCAGGCCAUCCAGAACUGACGACUGUGUUGACUAUUCAUGAUCGUUAUUUUGAAGAAACAGAGCGUAGACAAAGUCUGUUCUCUGUAUGAAUGAAACGAGCUCGAUACCCGCC
This is a messenger RNA of Marasmius oreades (fairy-ring Marasmius), 1184 nucleotides long. RefSeq lists its product as uncharacterized. The record is from RefSeq and is a predicted model, not a curated record. Lineage: Eukaryota; Fungi; Basidiomycota; Agaricomycetes; Agaricales; Marasmiaceae. The transcript has 11 exons. Bases 286 to 1161 code for a protein of 291 amino acids.